AUGAGUUUCUAUCAGAAGCUGAAGAGGUUCACCAAUAAUGCUUUUCCUGACAGGGACCGGUACCAAGAGCUGAUGUGGGUGUCCCAACUGUGGAGGGAUUUGAAACAUAGGAAAUGGUUUGGGUUUGGUCAUGAUUCUGAGCAAGAUCCUGGGCAGGGAGGACUUGCACUCUUUUGCCCUGCUUGCCCACAACCAGGUAUUAAUUUACCUCCAGAUUGGAGAACUUGCUACAGCAGUGACACUGUGAUGAGGCAAUAUGUGAUGGAUGGCAACUUCACUGCACAGCAUAUGAAAAUGAACAAGCCAGAGCUGGAUGUGUCAUUAUCAGAUGGAAAAGGCUACAUGGUUUCUGAGGCACCCUAUCAGACUCAUCUCCAGCAGUCUUUGGAUAACAAGGAGAGAUCCACCUGCAGCAAUCACAGGGCAAUCAAUGCUGCCAAUAUCAACAAGUCCAAUCUCUGGUCCACUGGCAUUGGUGCAACAGCCUGUGCAAGACAUGGUUGCUUUUUUCCCCAUUCUGUGGUGGAUUUUCAAAAAGGGGAAAGGUAUAUGAACACUGACUACUCCAUCUGCAAUGCUCUUGAUUACCAUUCCCAAAGCAUCCAAAAGGCCCUUGUCAUUUAUGAUGUAGGGUGCCAAUGGAGUAUCAACUUCUGGAGUCAGGUAAAGUCCAGCUGCUCUCUCACUCUUCCACCUGGUCUCCAAAUCAUUCCUGCUGUGGGGAAGUUUCAUCUGGCUGCCCACAAACUCUCUCGCUUUCCAAGAUAUAGCCUCAACUUUGUCAAGGGUGCUGGCCACCUGGAUGGUAAAAUUUUGGAGACAUUGUGGGCUCCAUUCAAUAAGAUCUCUCCAACUGCAAGGUCUAUGACUCAAGCCCACAGACAAGAGGUGUAUGAUGAUCAUAUGAGAGAUUCUAACUGGAAAAAAAUUGUGGGCAUAGUCCCUUCACUGCUAAAAAAAUACAAGACUUCAAACAAGUGUCUGGAGGAAAUGAAUCAGGCAUAUGAGCAGUUGACAGCUGUCCUAGACCCUAAAAUUUAUUUGUUGAAAGGGGACAAAGCCCCUACCAUGGGUGAAGUGCAGUUAAAGCUCAUGAAAAAUCCACCUUCAUCCUCAGGAAACCUUGGUUCUGUGGCUUGGCUUGCAGAAGGAAUCAGCAUAGAGGAUGCACAAGACCAGCUAAGAUCUGAGCUCCAUCAGCUUCCCAGUCUCAUGUCUACAAGACAAGAAGUCAAAGUCUCUGAGAAGAGACAGAGACUUUCUGCCAGAAUUGAGAAAUUCAAUGGCAAGGGACAAGCCUUUCUUGAAGGUUUGGAGGUAGAUGAUGUUUUCAUUUCCCAGGAUGAUCCAGCAUUCCUUGGGCAUGAAGAAGUGGAAGAUGAAGGGGAGUUCUGGGAAGAUGGAGAGGAGGACUGGGAGGCUGCAGAAGAGGAAGGAGACUUGGCUGCUGAAGUCAUGAGUAUAUGGAUGCCCUCAUCCAUUGGAGCAGCCAAACUGACAGAGCUUGGCAUUCAUGCCCUUCUCAAAGAAGAAAUGGAACUCAGGAUUGGGCAAGCUAAUGAUUGUUUAGAGGGGCUUCACACUGACCUGGGCAACAAGGCAAUGUUAUAUUGGCAGAAUUUUCAGAAUGCAAAUUCCACCAGGGAGGGUACCAGAACCAAGAAGGAGAUCCAAAAUGUGGUGUCCAGAAUAAACAAGCAUGUCAGAAGUUAUCAAAGGUCUAGGCAGGCCAUUCUUCAACUGGAACCUAAUGUUAGCAUCAGAGAAAAAUACCAGGAAAUUCUUCCUCAGGACCUUGCAGGUCAGAGGAAUGUGGACAGUGGGGGCUUGAUGGAAGAGUUUUAUAGGAUCAAUUGGCUCAAAGCCAGGGCAAGAAGGGACAGAUGGAAAGAAGAAUUGUCAUUGGUCAGGCAUGAGAUGCUUUGGACCACCUUAUGGUUUGAGUUCCAGAGAAACAUAUGGGAGGAAAGGGCAGGGCAAUCCACUGAGCCAGGGAUGGAAGCUUAUGCUAAUAUGCAGAUGGGGUUGUGGGGUGACUUUGCCAAAAAGGCCAGGUUGAUGUUCCAAGGCAAGUUCAAAGAUGCCCAAGGAAAUUCUGACCUCAGGGCUGAGAUCCUGGCCCAGGUGAAGUCCAAGAUCCUUCAGCAUGCAUCUGAGGGAUCUGUGGCAUUGCCACAGAAUUUGAGAGUGGCCAUCAGAAGGAAGUUUCUUCCAGAACUGGACCCCAAUGACCAAGAUGAUGAGGAGAACAUCAUCCAGCACAUCCUGGCUGUAGCAGAAAAGAGGAAGGAAGAGACUGGUGGGGGUGAGGAUGCCAGAGAGGAGAGAAUGAGACCUUUGAAGGCAGGUGACUACAGAAAACCCUUUACUGAAUUUACUGCAGGUCAGCAGCUCUUCAAGGAGGACAUGGAUGCCUAUGAUAGGGAGAGGAGGGAUACCAAGGACCCUGAUACCAUAGGCCAGAGGACCAAAAUCAUCCAACAGUGGUGGGAGUCUGUUUCCAAUGAUAAAAAAGCUGAAGCUGGGAGGGCUGCUGAGAAGUGGAAUAUGUUGGGUGCUCCCAAAGGGACUCAUGAAUCAUAG
Molecule: messenger RNA, 2583 nt
Organism: Pisolithus orientalis
Lineage: Eukaryota; Fungi; Basidiomycota; Agaricomycetes; Boletales; Pisolithaceae
Exons: 13
Coding region: 1-2583 (860 amino acids)
Source: RefSeq, a predicted model, not a curated record